AGGUAUUGGGGAUCUCCUCCUAGACAACAAACCCACAUUCAAAGAGGGGCGCACGCAUUACGUCACGCUCCGUGUGGAGAAUAUAAUGGGAGGUCGCGGGUUACGCUCAACGCUUUUCUGUACAGGAGACGAGAGGAGCAUCAUGCCGAACCCGCGCGCACGGAGCCCGAGAGAGAGAGAUCUGAGCUUUGUCACGAAGUUUGUCAUAAACUGUUUCCACUGAUGCUGCUAACGGAUGAACGUUUUGUUCCAUUUCUGUGACGGAUUUUCAUCAUGGGGAAAGCGUGAAUUUCAAGGGACACUCAAAAACGCAGGUUUGGAUACAGCUCACGCGUAAUUGCGCACAAGAAAAGUGUCCCUUUUAGCAGCAGCUCCCCGUGCGCACUGAUCUCCCCACCGGACCGUCCGACAUGGAUCAGUCUCAACAGUGUUUAGCCAUGUAUCUGCUCGUGCUCUCCCUCGGACUUCUGAUGGACAGGGGGAUUUGUCAGCACUACUACCUUCUCCGCCCCAUCCCGAGUGACAGUCUGCCGCUCGUGGAACUAAAAGAGGACCCAGAUCCCGUCUUCGACCCCAAGGAGCGGGACCUUAAUGAGACCGAGCUGAAGAGCUUCCUGGGAGACUUUGACAGCCGCUAUUUGUCAGUGUUGCCGCCCGCGGAGGACAAGUACACCGGGAACGAUGAACUCGACGACUCUGAGGUCCAAAAGCCCGGUGGAGUACUGCCGAAAGAAAUCCGCGCGGUGGACUUCGACGCCCAGUUCGGCAAGAAGCACAAGCCCAGUAAGAAGCUGAAGCGACGGCUGCAGCAGUGGCUGUGGGCGUACUCGUUCUGCCCGGUCGUGUACACGUGGACCGACUUGGGGAACAGGUUCUGGCCGCGAUUCGUGCGGGUGGGCAGCUGCCUCAGUAAAAGGUCGUGUUCGGUUCCGGAGGGAAUGGUGUGCAAACCCGCCAACUCGACCCACCUGACGUUACUGAGAUGGAGAUGCGUGCAGAGGAAAGGGGGACUGAAAUGCGCCUGGAUACCGGUGCAGUACCCGAUCAUCACAGACUGCAAAUGCUCCUGUUCAAGUUAAAAAAAAAGAAAAAAAAGAGAGACUCUAAAUAAUAAAUUAUACGCUCAUUAUUUUUGUGAUUCUUUUUUCACGUGCACUACCGAGUGUAGGAAUGUAUUUUCUGUAUAUGCGGUGCCAUGCAGUUAUAUAUAGCUCCCUGUACAAAGUCAGUAUUAUUUGUAACCAGAGGCUACUUUAUUUGUGGAGAAUAGUGGUUAUAUAUUUUGUAUUUAUGGAGAUAUGGCGCAUAGAGCCACGUAUAAGGACUUGCUGUUUCCAUAUUUGGAUGAUGAAGCAGAUCGACCUCAAAGCUAAACGUGGAUUAUUGAUACAGCGGUGUAUCGGUGACUUGUUUUAUCCUGUAAAUUAAGGAAAUGUGCUAUUUAUUCUUUAUAUUCGUACAAUAAAACGACACUGAAAUGACAUUAAA
Molecule: messenger RNA, 1488 nt
Organism: Perca fluviatilis (European perch)
Lineage: Eukaryota; Metazoa; Chordata; Actinopteri; Perciformes; Percidae
Gene: nog1
Product: noggin 1
Exons: 1
Coding region: 411-1079 (222 amino acids)
Biological process (GO): osteoblast differentiation; negative regulation of BMP signaling pathway; negative regulation of cell differentiation
Source: RefSeq, a predicted model, not a curated record